AUGACAAAUAUUUUACUUCGUGCCCAAAAACCAAACAAUUGGCAAUUAGGAUUUUUACCCAGUACGGGUACAUAUUACACAAAAGUAAAAGAUAGUGCACCUCCACCACCCUCUUCAACAACAGAGAUAUCAACAGUUGUUCCUAUCGAGCCAAGAUCAUUGGAUAAAAAUCAAACUGACAGUGAUUCAGCACUAGAACGUGUCCAAAGAUUUGGUAUAACUGGUUAUGGUGGAGGUUACGGUGGCACAGCUGGUGGUACGCCUGGUGUGUAUGCACCAUUAAAAAUUGAUCUAGGCGGUGUUGUUUUGGGUGCAUUAAUUGGUUUAGGUGCUGUUCUCGUUCUGCCAAAAUUGGCGUAUGUUUUCUCACAUGGUUAUGGUGGAGGACAUGGUAGUUAUGGCGGUGGAUACAGAAGUGUGGAAACAACGUUAACAGAAUUAAUGAGUAAUUUGGAAACAUCUUUGGAAAAAUAUAAUAUUGAUUCUAGUUCUUGUAUGCAACGAUUGGUCUGUUCAACCGUUCAAAGUUCUCAAUCAAAUAUGGAACAAGGGCUCGCUUCAACUAUGGAUCAGUGGGUUCAAAUGCUUACAAAGAACCAAGUAUUUUCUGGCAUGUUAGAUGGUACGGCUAUCAAAGAAGCUGUUGAUGCAGGUUGGAGUCCAGAUCCAAAUGUAUGUGAAAAAUAUUACCCAAAAUGUUCAAUAGAUAAACAAAAAAUAUUACAAAUGGUUUCGAAUUUAAUGCCAUCUUACACUUCAUAA
Chrysoperla carnea is the source of this 762-nucleotide messenger RNA. RefSeq lists its product as uncharacterized. The record is from RefSeq and is a predicted model, not a curated record. The transcript has 4 exons. Lineage: Eukaryota; Metazoa; Arthropoda; Insecta; Neuroptera; Chrysopidae. The coding region runs from base 1 to 762 and encodes 253 amino acids.